Molecule: messenger RNA, 816 nt
Organism: Funneliformis caledonium
Lineage: Eukaryota; Fungi; Glomeromycota; Glomeromycetes; Glomerales; Glomeraceae
Source: the annotation of a GenBank genome assembly
AUGAAAAGAGAAGAUUUUGAAGAGUGUGGGUUUGAAUUCAGACUAGCUUUGAACCUCAUAAAAUUAGUUAGGGAUAUAAAAGAUAAAAAUCUAGAUAAGCCUUUAAUUAAACAUCAAGGGAAACGGUCACUUUCACCCUCUGCUAAAUUAAUUGAUUCCAAGAAGAAAAGAAUAAUAGGGAAUUCAGAAAAGAAUUUCAAAAAAAUCAUAACAUUUGCGAACACUGAUAUUAAAGUGGAUUUAGAUAAAGAAGUAAUCAUUCUUUCUCCACUUCCAAGAACUGAAAGUGAAACUCAUGACAACAAAUUUAAGCAUCCAUACCUGAUUACUCGUAAUAAGAAGGAUGUUUUUGAUGUGAAAUGGGUUCAACCAGAGCAUUAUGCUGAUGUUACAAAAAGAGAAAAAGUAUGGUGUAUCAUUGAUGGUAAAUCACCAAGGAAUACUCAACGAAGGAGUUAUAACCUUAUACAUAUUCACACCAAUAAUGAGAAAAUGAAUGUCAGCGGCAUCAGUGAGCUCACCUUCAUCAGUCACCCUUAUACUUUUUGUGAGUUAAAAUUCGCUUCAACAAUUAUUGGUGAUAAAGUUUUCGUAAAACUAAAAGCAUAUUACAAGGAGGAAACAUACAAGUUUGUUUUUGCAUCAUCAUCUGUACCAUUAUUAGAUGACAUUGAAGAUAAUAAAUAUUGUAAACCAGUAGUUAAAAACUUUGAGACAAUUGAUGCCAUCUAUAUUGGAAAAAAAUACGAUAUGACAUUUCAAAUGACAGUAGGAAAAUCACACGACAUAAAACAACAUGGAUAUGAUUUAAGCUAG